UUUUUUUAAUUGCUCUUUAUUAUUAUUAUUAUUUUUAUUUUUAAAUGCUUGAACUUCAAAUAAAGUUCUUGGACGGCCCUAUUAUACUAUACAGGCACCAACUACCAAGUCCAACUAAUGUUGCCUUUUUAACUACUUUGAAAAUGAGAAUAAAAAAGAAUUCCAUUUUUCCAACAUGGUUAUUUUAUAAUGAAUAGUUUGGAAGAUGAGUUAAUUCAUAAAUGGUAUUCCACAAAAAGGAAAAAGGGGAAGAUAAACGGAGGGAGUAAAGGUCGGUUCACGGGGACUGGAUUCUGAUUUCAGAGAGGGGGUGAGUGGUGAAAAAGAAGAAAAAGCAGAGAAUGAUUCUUGAAAAGUGGGGUCAGAGGAAGGGGAGCUCUCUCUGGUAGUUGUAGUCGUAGGCCUUGUAGCUUAUCCCCCACUAUCUUUGGUUUAUCACCAGAUUCACCACGUGGGACGCCUGCGAUUGAGAAAAAUUAAAAUUAAAACUAAAAAAAAAAUUGCAGGCUGCAGGCAGAAGGGACCCGCAAAUCCCCACCACCACCAAACGCUGUGGCAGCGGCAGCAAUGGGCAUUAGGCGUAGGAUAGCUGAGCUUAGGUCUCUUCCCAGAGUGUGUGAGAGAGGUGGCGCGUAUUGGAGAAAGUGCGGUGACCGCAUCUCUGCCCUUUUGUACACUGCUCGAUGACAAUUGACACCUCCACCCACUGCCUUUUUGGCCCCACCAUCUCCUCCCAACCCAACCAUUACAAAAAAAAUUUCAAAUACGCGAAGAACAGCUUUCUUUCUCUCUCUCUCUUUAUUUUUUUGUUAGAUGUGAAUGUAAUAAAGAUUAUUUAGAAAAUUGAGUUUGUUUUUUAUUCUUUUUCCGCUUCUCAAACUGCCGCUUUUUUUUUUUUUCCUCGAUUCAGUUUCGUUGGCAGUUGUCGUCUCUUGUCAGCUUUCCCGAAAUUCCUCACUUUCUAGGGUUUUGGAUGAAUUCAUCGCGUAUACUUCAAUCCCACUGAAAAUAUUUCUCUUUUCCUUUCUUUCAUUUUUUUUUUCCCGAGAAUCAGAACGAUGGAUAGGCCAAAACCCAACAGAAUUCUUUCUUUUUCUCUUUUUUUUCUUGGAUGUUUUUCUUUUUCAGUUGUCCGACGGAAAAUCCAAGAAAAUUUUUGGUUGAGACAGCGUUCGUCCAAUCCCUUUCUGCGAUUCCGUGCGAUCUGUUUCCGUCCUUUUGAGUUCUCAUUUCUCCCAAAGCCUGUUUUUGCUAACUUGCGCUCCUCCUCUCCAAUUUAGCUUCUUGCUAAGUUCUAUACUUAUAUAUAUAUAUAUAAAAUAUUAAAAGAAAACAUUAUGAUUUUAAAGCCUCUUAAAUUUUACAUGUAAUUACGUUUGUGCCCUAUGAUGUUCUGCCUUGUAAAUAUCAUGAAAGGACAAAUAUCUGAAAAAAAAAAUAGAAAGAUACAUGAAAGAGAAAUAUACCAGAGAAAAAAAAACAUAAAAACAUAUUGUUAUUAUUUAUUAACACGGAAAAGACCAAAUCUUUCCAUGGCCUGUCGGUAUAGUUGCUGGAAAAGGUCAAUAAAAAGUUGAAAAAUAAAAAUAAAAAAUAAGGGAAAAAUAAAAAUCCACUUCCAUCUUCAAGACACUUUGGCUAUUUAGUCUAAAAUUAUUAUCAUCAUCUCCUAAAUUACGGUGGAGAGAGGUCAGAGAGAAGUUAUAUAGUGGAGGAUAAAAAAGGAUACAGAGAAAGGCCAAAGAACCUUCUCUUCUUCUUCAUAAUUAACACUGUAUAAUAGUAUUCAUAUUUCUUUGUGUAGAUAAGCUCUCCUCUGCUUUUCUUCUUCAUAGACCCUUUUUCAUGUUUGUUGAAGUUUGAUGUCUAAGCAACUGGAGCAUGAUUACAUAGGCUUGUCAGAGGUUUCUUCAAUGGAAAGCUCUGAGAAGCUCACCACUGAUUCGGAGGGCAGCAAUGGUCUCAACUUGAAGGCCACAGAGCUGAGGCUGGGUUUGCCUGGUUCUGAGUCGCCUGAGAGGAUUGACUCAGUUGGGGGUUUGGAUAAGAAUGGAUACCCACUUGGUGUGCUGAAGAACUUGGUCUCUGGUGCCAAGAGAGGCUUCUCUGACGCCAUUGAUGGUGGUUCCGGCAAGUGGGUCUUCUCCGGGAGUGGUGGAUCCGAGACUGAUUUGACCAAAGGUGGUGGCUUGUUCUCUCCCAGAGGUGGAAAUGGUGGUGGGAAGCAUCUUGGUGGGUCGGAGAGCAACAAUCAGCACUCGAGUUUGGGUACUCCAGUUAAGAACGACGUCGUUCCGCAGUCGCCAAAGCCUAUGCAUGAGAAAAAGCCUCAGAUUUCUGCUCCUGCCGCAAAAGCACAGGUAGUAGGGUGGCCACCAAUUCGGUCUUUCCGGAAGAAUUCAAUGGCAUCUAAUCUUCCAAAGAAUGAUGAGGAUGCGGAAGGCAAGUUAGGAUCCGGGUGUCUUUACGUCAAGGUCAGUAUGGAUGGUGCUCCAUACCUUAGGAAAGUUGAUCUCAAAUUAUACUCCACCUAUAUGGAACUCUCUUCAGCUUUAGAAAAGAUGUUCAGCUGCUUUACAAUUGGGCAAUGCGGUUCUAAUGGAGUUCCUAUUCGAGAUGGUCUGAGUGAGAGUCGACUAAUGGAUCUUCUCCAUGGCUCUGAGUACGUACUCACUUAUGAAGACAAGGACGGUGACUGGAUGCUAGUUGGUGAUGUUCCUUGGGAAAUGUUUACAGACUCUUGCAAGAGAAUGAGGAUAAUGAAGAGUUCAGAAGCCAUUGGAUUAGCCCCAAGGGCAAUGGAGAAAUGCAAGAGUCGCAACUAGUGUAAUAUUACUGCAGAUGGAUCAAAUAUUCUGUAUAAGAAAAACACAGUGGAAGUGGUCUAUAUCUGAAUGCUACAAACCUUGAGUGCCUUUCAAGGUUCAGCUUGGUUUUUCCUUAUUCUAUAUGUUCCAAAAUAUUUUAAGACUUGGGGUGUACUGAAAAAAACUUUCUAGCAGGCAAGACUCGGGAGGUAUCUUUGUAGACAGUCGAAGGUUUUUCUUAGGUUUGUUUUAAGUCUUCUUCCCCCUCUCCAUGUACUCUGAAUUUCUGAUUGCUGGCUGCUUAAGGCUUCAAUACUAGCUAUGUAAAUGGUUUGCUGUA
Vitis vinifera (wine grape) is the source of this 3147-nucleotide messenger RNA. RefSeq names its product auxin-responsive protein IAA27. Gene Ontology annotation, biological process: regulation of DNA-templated transcription. Gene Ontology annotation, cellular component: nucleus. Gene Ontology annotation, molecular function: protein binding. The coding region runs from base 1863 to 2825 and encodes 320 amino acids. NCBI's taxonomy places the organism in Eukaryota, Viridiplantae, Streptophyta, Magnoliopsida, Vitales, Vitaceae. The transcript is spliced from 5 exons. The record is from RefSeq and is a predicted model, not a curated record.